This is a messenger RNA of Kwoniella shivajii, 498 nucleotides long. RefSeq lists its product as uncharacterized. The transcript has a single exon. The coding region runs from base 1 to 498 and encodes 165 amino acids. The record is from RefSeq and is a predicted model, not a curated record. NCBI's taxonomy places the organism in Eukaryota, Fungi, Basidiomycota, Tremellomycetes, Tremellales, Cryptococcaceae.
AUGAGCUCAACCGUCUCGCAAGGUGUACUCUCCACAAUUGACCCCGGCUUCAACGGCAGAUUCCGAGCUCACAUGAGCACUCUUGGACAAAAGAUAUCAUUUCAGAAUGAGGAGAGUAAACAACAAACUGAAGCAGCGCUUAAAGCUUUCAUCGAAGGAGAAUACAGAACUUGGCCUGAGGAGAAGAAGGAAAGAUUUAUCGCAGAAAUGGCAGAACGUAAUCGGCUUUCAGAGGUGUCCGACACGACUAACGCAUCCGACAACGGCACUUCUGCUGAGAAUGCGACCGGUGCUUCGAAGGACAUGUCGCUGCCUGAAAAUCAAGUUUACGUACGAUAUGACGAAGAGGGUUUAGAGUAUUGGCCGACCAGGGCGUUGAAUGAGAUGGCCUGGCAGGUUGAAGAGCAUACAGGCAGGACAGCUUCUGUUGCCGCUGCUAUCACAGCGGCUGCAAUCUUCACGGCUGUCUCAAGGGACCUGGCCAGCCAGGAACCUUGA